AAAAGGGAAGAUGGCGAAAUAACUUCAGCACUGAAUUUUCAUCCAGUAAACAUAUUCUUUGACCUGCUCGAACCUCUUAUGGACAAGCACAAGUUUCCACCAAACAAUAUCUACAACGUUGACGAAACGGGGAUCAGUACUGUGCAGAGCAGACCAUCAAAAGUUCUUGCAAAGACCGGAAGGAAACAAGUUGGGUCCUUGGUUUCAGCGGAACGUGGUCAGACCGUCACAGUCGAAACGUGCAUGAGCGUUACAGGGUCUUUCAUCCCACCAAUGUUUGUCUUCCCACGUGUCAGAAUGAAGAAACUAAUGGAUAAAGCUCCUCCAGGGUCAAUCCAUGAGUGUCACAAGAGUGGAUGGAUGCAGAUGGACAUAUUCACAAAAUGGUUCAAGCAUUUCAUCCGCUCGUCUGGCGCUUCUAAGGACAAUCCAGUGUUGUUGAUACUUGAUGGCCAUGCAACACAUGUCAGAAACUUGGACGUCAUAGACCUUGCCAGAGACAAUGGUGUUGUAAUGCUGUGUCUGCCUCCACAUUGCUCUCACAGAAUGCAGCCACUUGAUGUGAGCUUCAUGAAGCCACUGUCAUCAUACUACGACCAAGAACUGGAAAAAUGGUUGAGAAACAAUCCAAGUCGAGUUAUCACGUCCUUCCAGGUUGCAGAGUUGUUUGGCAAUGCAUACAUGAGGGCAGCAACUACCCAGGUGGCAGCUAGUGGGUUCCGCAAAACAGGAAUAUAUCCUACCAACAGAGAUGUCUUCCUCCCUCAUGAAUUCCUAGCGGCAGAUGUGACAGAUCUUCCCAUGGAUGACAGAGACAACAAAGAACACGGUGAAUCAGGAGUUGAAGUAGCUGCUCCAGGUUGUGAGGAUAAGGUUGAUGGUGAAGAAGGCAUUCCAGAGUUGACUGACACAGUAGACUCCGAAGAACCUGACAAGGAAACUCAUGGAGCAGCUACAGAAGGCUCCAAACCUGCUUGCCAUUCCAACAACUCCUGAUACUGACAACGGUAAUGCAGGUCCCUCAACUUCUCGGUACCAAUUGUAAUGUAGUGAUUGUAUGAAUCACUACAUAUACACAGUCUAGACUUCAUAAUGUAUAUGCCCCCUUCUCAGAACCAUCCUUUUCAACCCCCUUCUCAGAACCCUUAUCAUUAAUUUAAUCCAAGCCAUUAAAACCCUUAUUGUUCAUAGUCAAACAAACUCCAAUCAGAGAACAAAGAACUGCCUUCCCCUUCCCAAUAAUUAAACCCCUUUAGUCCUAUAUCCAAAUCCUUUAGUCCAUAUAUGUAGUGAUUCAUACAAUCACUACAUUACACAAUCACCAUUUGUCAUUUCCCCACCUCCUAAAGCUAGUACUACCUCCAGGACCAAGAGAUCGAAUGCACGACGUGGCAAAGCUGUGUUCCUAACAGAAAGCCCUUACAA
Lytechinus variegatus (green sea urchin) is the source of this 1425-nucleotide messenger RNA. RefSeq names its product jerky protein homolog-like. Gene Ontology annotation, cellular component: nucleus. The record is from RefSeq and is a predicted model, not a curated record. Lineage: Eukaryota; Metazoa; Echinodermata; Echinoidea; Temnopleuroida; Toxopneustidae. Gene Ontology annotation, molecular function: DNA binding.